AUGGAUGGCAGGGCAUGCUCGUCUGGCAGCCCCAGCCCUACUGCGGGCCGCAGCCCUACUGCGGGCCCCAGCCCUGGUGGCGGCCCCAGCCCUAGUCACGGUGGCGGGUACAGCACCUUUUCUGGACGUGAAGAAUUGCCAGAUCUCACGGAGCACUUGAAAGCCAAUGGAAUUUAUGAGGAGUAUGUGGCGUACCGCAAGGGCUACUUGGAAUGGCGCCGGGGUCGCCCCGAGGGUGCACGGGGCGAGCUAACGGCAGAGGCCUUGGAACAGCAAGGGUUGACGGAGAAUGGCUUUGAGUAUUGGUAUCCAACUGCUUCGAUUUUCCAGCUGCGAUUCACCAUUGCAUACUGGAUCUCAGUGUUGUUCUUGCUGGGUUCCAUCUUCUUCUGCGUCAAUGCCAGCAAUCGUAUGCUGCACGCGUAUGGCGGCCGUGUGGUGAUGGUUUGGCCGAAUCUCUUCGGCUCAUGUUGCUAUAUCACUGGCUGUUACUUGAUGUACUUGCAGCUGAUCAACCUGCCCACCCGACGGGUUGAUGCGUUGCGAAUCCUUUGCCCUGACUGGUCCAGGAUUGGUGAGCGCGCGACCUCUACUGCCAGCGUUGGCACCUGCUCCUUCUUGGUAGGGGCCUGCCUUUUUCAGAUCUCCUGUGUGGCGGAUUUGUGGGAAGCGCCAAAAUAUGCGUCUCUCAUCAUUAGUGUGCCCAACUUCAUUGGGAGCAUUCUCUUUGUUGUCGGCGGUGUGUGCGAAGUUCUGAUCAACCGCACACGUAGCGGUACUUAUGACGACACUGCAUGGUUCGCCAGUUGGUUCACCUUAUUGGGAUCCGUUGCCUUCACUGUGGCCGCGGUCCCUCCCAUGGUUGCGCCCUCGGAGUUAGCCUUCCUCACCGAUAUGGGCUACUUCUUGGGCGGCUUCUUUUUCGCCAUCAAUGCAGUGCUGCUGUUGCUGCUCUGGGAGGCAGAUGACUUUGGCCUCACCAUGUUGAAGCAGCUGAACCGCGUCACAGAGGUCUCCCGCCAUGGCACGGCCAAGUUGGCACCCUCCUCAUCAGUGCCGGACUCCAAGAUGUCGAUUCGAGAUGUGACCUUCAUUACUGUCUACUGUUGGUUCAUCUCUAUGGCCUGCCUCGACUGUAUCAUCAAGGAGGAAUGGUAUAAGGAGGGCUUCUACCGUCAGGGCUUGCUGCUCUUCACAGGUUUGGGCAUGCAGAUCUUCAUCGUGAUUGUGGUCUUCAUUGUCUUACUCAUUCACUCUGUAGUGCUGCAGGUGCCGAAAGCUGAGCCGUUCCGUUCUGCGACCUACAUCACCAGGGCGAUGAUGAUCUUUGGAGCCUUUUGUCAAUCCGUGGACGUCAUUGCCUUCUUCAGCGGAUAUGCUACAAUGGCUGAAGAUUUGGAGCAAGCAGAGCGCAGGUGCCGCACGAAGUUCGGCCAACCCGCCAGCGGAGAACGUCGCAUAGAGCGAAUCCAUGUGGGUCGCAAACGCGAGGCGCCCAAGGACGACGUGCCACCGGAGCCCGCGGAGCCCGCAGAGCCCGCGGCGCUUCCGUCGGGCUCGGCACCUGAAGCGCCUCCGGUGCCACCUGCGUUGCCAGCGGCUGAGGCGAAGCAGGCCGAUGAGCCGGAGCAACGGAGAGCGGUCCCACAGGCCAUGAGUGAAUUCCUGGCACAGCGUGUCCUGGGCAGAUGUAAUUCGGUGGAAUCGGCUGAGAAGUUUUUCGUGUGGCUUCGUGAGCAAGCACAAGCGGGUGAACACAUUAGAGGCAGCGACAGGAUGGCAUAG
Molecule: messenger RNA, 1785 nt
Organism: Cladocopium goreaui
Lineage: Eukaryota; Dinophyceae; Suessiales; Symbiodiniaceae
Source: the annotation of a GenBank genome assembly